This is a messenger RNA of Psilocybe cubensis, 744 nucleotides long. RefSeq lists its product as uncharacterized. NCBI's taxonomy places the organism in Eukaryota, Fungi, Basidiomycota, Agaricomycetes, Agaricales, Agrocybaceae. The record is from RefSeq and is a predicted model, not a curated record. The coding region runs from base 1 to 744 and encodes 247 amino acids. The transcript is spliced from 4 exons.
AUGAAGCGUGCAUUGCAGUCUCUUGCAGCGCUCCUCUCCGUGGCGGGCUCAGCACUGGCGAACAGCUCCCCGCUGAUCAACAACCCGAUCUAUAUCAUCACCAACGCGGAGACACCUUCGCUUUUCCGCCCCGGCUUGUCGCCCAUCGGGUUCCAGCGCGCAACGCAAUGUUUGCCGCAGCUCUUCCAAACGCUGGAUAUUGGCAAGAUUAUCAUGUGUCCGCGCAACGACGACAGUGCGGUGUGCUUCGAAACACUCGCGACAACGCAGCCCACCGCCGACGCGCUGGGCCUACCCAUCGAUACCAGCUGUGGCGCGGAUGAGAAUACAGACGAUAACUGCGUCACCAACCUCGCAAAGAAAUUCGCCAAGACGAGCACACAGGCAAUUUUGAUCGUCUGGGCAAGUCAUAUCCCCCAUCCGCCUCUGCGUUUUGUGAUAAUUAAUUGUCCAAAUAUCCAGGACUUCGACGAAAUUGGUGCCCUGCUCGAGUCAGCACUGGAUCUCGACACCGACCCCGCAGACGCCAUCGACGGUAUCCACUUUGACAUAUUCACCGUUGUGAUCAAAGGAAAGAUCAAACAAGUCACGUCGCAGAACUGCACCGAUAUCGACGGCGUUGCACCAGGCACUGCUACCCGACGAGCUAUCGCUAGCACUGAGGAGCUAUGGACCGAGGAGGAGGUGGAGAGGGAAAAUGUUAGUAGGCGCAGGACGGCGAAGAGCAAGAGGAGCUUUUGGUAA